This is a messenger RNA of Enhydra lutris kenyoni (northern sea otter), 1563 nucleotides long. Its product is annotated as G protein subunit beta 1 like. Lineage: Eukaryota; Metazoa; Chordata; Mammalia; Carnivora; Mustelidae. The record is from RefSeq and is a predicted model, not a curated record. The coding region runs from base 214 to 1314 and encodes 366 amino acids. Gene Ontology annotation, molecular function: protein binding. The transcript has 8 exons.
GGGAGAUUCUGGAGUCAUGUUCGGGUGGUUCCCGCGGUCUUCAGAGGUCGCUCCCGCGCCCCGCCUCGCCUCACGGCGGCCGAUAUUGUUCUGCACUUUUUAGGUGGCACUUGGACUCUUGCUCCGGGAGGGGACCGGUCCGCAGUCUCCAGCCGCAGAUCCGUAGACCCUCUUCUCAGACGCUUCGCGCAGUCUCAGAGACGGGAUCAAGCAAUGGAGCGGCUGCCUAUGGUCUCCCCAGUAAGGGUGCCUGCACCCCCAGCCAGUAUGGCAGCCAACCCACUCCCACCGCCGGACCCCCAGUUUGUCCUCCGUGGUACCCAGUCGGCGGUGCAUGCGCUGCAUUUCUUCGGAGGAGCCCAAGGACAGGGGCGCCCACUCCUCCUCUCAGGGUCCCUGAGCGGGCUGGUGCACAUCUGGAGCCUGCAGACACGGAGGGCAGUUGCAACCCUGGAUGGCCACGGGGGCCAGUGUGUGACCUGGCUGCGGACACUGCCUCAAGGGCACCAGCUGCUCAGUCAGGGCCGGGACCUGAAGUUGCGCCUGUGGGACCUGGCAGAGGGCAGGAACGCCGUCGUGGACUCUGUGGCCCUGGAGAGCAUGGGCUUCUGCAGGAGCUCCGUCCUCGCUGGGGCUCAGGAGCGCUGGAUGCUGGCUGUGCCGGGGAGAGGUAGUGACGAGGUUCAGAUUCUGGAGAUGCCAUCUAAGACGUCAGUGUGCACCCUGAAGCCGGAGGCCGAUGCCAAGCCAGGCAUGCCCAUGUGCCUGGAGCUGUGGCAGGCCGACUCCAGUCCCCGCCCACUCCUCCUGGCCGGCUAUGAGGACGGAUCGGUGGCCCUGUGGGACGUCUCUGAGCGGAAGGUGUGCAGCCGCGUCGCCUGCCACACGGAGCCCGUCAUGGGCUUUGACUUUGACUCCCAGAAGGCCAGGGGCGUCUCGGGCUCCGCGGAGAAGGCGCUGGCUGUCUGGAGCCUGGAUGAGCAGCAGGCCCUGCAGGUGUGCAGAACUCAUGAACUUACGAAUCCUGGGAUCGCUGAUGUCAAGAUCCGGCCAGACCGCAAGAUCCUGGCCACUGCGGGCUGGGACCACCGGGUCCGAGUGUUUCACUGGCGGACGAUGAAGCCACUGGCCGUACUAUCCUUCCACAGUGCCACCGUCCACUGUGUGGCCUUUGCCGCAGAUGGCUUGCUGGCCGCAGGAUCUGGGGAUCAGCGGAUCAGCGUCUGGUCCCUCUACCCGACCCACAGUGACAUGUCUGCUCCCUUGUUGGGCCAUGCAGAGGGCAGGGAGGUGGGCGCCCAUGCUGUGGCCUGACCCAGGCAUGUGGAACCUCAGGACCCCUGCAACAGCCAGCCGCAGUUCCCCUCCUCCAGCUACAAGAGGUACUUGGUCUGUGGAGUCUUUGUUUUCCGCCCAAGGUGCGUGUUUCCUUUUGUGAAAUACAGCACCUGUACGACAGUGACUCUACAGCUUACAAGAGUAACUGGGCCAGACCCCUGGGCAGCUGUGGCCCAGGUGAGAGGCCAACCUGGGCCUGCUUUACAAUAAACCUCUAGAUGCAAA